Thalassophryne amazonica is the source of this 1803-nucleotide messenger RNA. It is a transcript of the gene zdhhc9, whose product is annotated as zinc finger DHHC-type palmitoyltransferase 9. The transcript has 9 exons. The coding region runs from base 1 to 1155 and encodes 384 amino acids. Gene Ontology annotation, cellular component: Golgi apparatus; endoplasmic reticulum. Gene Ontology annotation, molecular function: protein-cysteine S-palmitoyltransferase activity. The record is from RefSeq and is a predicted model, not a curated record. NCBI's taxonomy places the organism in Eukaryota, Metazoa, Chordata, Actinopteri, Batrachoidiformes, Batrachoididae. Gene Ontology annotation, biological process: peptidyl-L-cysteine S-palmitoylation; protein targeting to membrane.
AUGUCGGCGGUUAUGAUAACGCGAAAAGUCCGAAAAUGGGAGAAGCUCCCGGGAAAGAACACCUUCUGCUGUGACGGCCGAGUGAUGAUGGCCCGACAGAAAGGAGUCUUCUAUCUGACCCUGUUCCUCAUCGUCGGGACCUGCGCUCUCUUCUUUGCCUUCGAGUGCCCCUACCUGGCUGUUCAUCUGUCUCCUACUGUCCCAGUUUUUGCUGCUCUGCUCUUCAUCUUUGUCAUGGCAAUGCUGCUGAGGACCAGUUUCAGUGACCCCGGGGUGCUGCCACGGGCCCUUCCAGAGGAAGCCACAUUCAUUGAAAUGGAAAUAGAGGCUUCCAAUGGGAACGUCCCCGCAGGGCAGCGACCCCCGCCUCGAAUCCGCAAUGUUCAGAUCAACAACCAGAUCGUCAAGCUCAAGUACUGCUACACCUGUAAGAUCUUCCGACCACCUCGUGCGUCUCACUGUAGCAUCUGUGACAACUGUGUUGACCGUUUUGAUCAUCACUGUCCAUGGGUGGGCAACUGUGUAGGCAAGAGGAACUACCGGUACUUCUAUCUGUUCACCUUGUCCCUGUCCCUGCUCACCAUUUAUAUCUUCACCUUUGACAUUGUCCACGUGGUUAUGCGUUCUGUGGGUAGUGGCUUUUUGAACACUUUAAAGGAAACACCUGGAACUGUACUGGAGGUUUUGGUUUGUUUCUUCACCCUGUGGUCAGUGGUGGGUCUGACUGGCUUCCACACCUACCUGAUCUCUCUCAACCAGACUACCAAUGAGGAUAUCAAAGGUUCAUGGUCGGGGAAGAACAGAGUCCAGAACCCUUACAGUCACAAGAACAUUAUCAAAAACUGCUGUGAGGUUCUCUGUGGGCCCACGUAUCCAAGUGUCUUGGACAGAAGAGGACUAAUGCAGGAUGAGUUGCUUGAUUCUGCAGUUUCUGCAACACCAUCCGGUAGCAGCCCAGUGCCACAAACCACGAAAACCACAGCGCCACUCAUUCCCAAUGAACACACACCUGAUGAUGCUAUGCCAAACCUUGCUGACGCAACAGAGAAGAUCCAUUCUUCCAAAGAGGAGGAUUCUCCUGCUCCGAAACUCCCGCCCCUGGCGUCACCUGAGACUGAUGCCGAAACAUCCAUCGCUAAGGACAAGACCAAUUAGCUGCAUGAGAGGGAGACUUCAAUCAUGGCUCUCCCACCCCAUCCUGCUCAGCCAGGAACUUAGAACGUUUAAGAAUCAAUAUCUCAUUGCUGUGUGAGUUGACUCAUCCAUUUCUGCCACACAGUCCAGCAGAAAUGUGGAGUUACUCCUGCAGCUCCUCUUCCUCCCAUUUCACCCUCACCAGUAUCUCCAGAGCGGUUUGACUGACAAUUGAUUUAAUGGAAACUCAGCAGCUUUUCCUUCAUAUCCGGAACACUGCAUGGAAAAGACGGACGAGGGACGAAGCUGCAGAAAACAAACCUACUGCAGGUCGUCUCUGGAUUGCCAGUACUACAUUUUGUUAUAUGUAAAAAUUACAUUAAAUCAUUUGUAGUUGGUCGGAGAGGGAUGGGAGCGGGGGAGCAGUUUGCAUAUUAGCAAAUAUGUGAUGUGACCAUUUUAUUUCCAGACACGUAUAAAAUGCCAUGCACACAGUAUGCUCCGUUUUCAGUUUAACAACUGCACACAUUGCACGCCCUAUGCAAAUAAUGAGAAAGCAGUUAUUGUUCAGUGCAGAUACUAAGUGAACGACAAAGUACACAGCGAUGUCUGGGCAGGUGAACAAAUGCAAAUCCUCAGCCGAGAUAAAAAAGUGACUUGUCUUUUCUC